Messenger RNA from Cryptomeria japonica (Japanese cedar), 1643 nucleotides. RefSeq lists its product as uncharacterized. The record is from RefSeq and is a predicted model, not a curated record. Gene Ontology annotation, cellular component: PML body; mitochondrion. Gene Ontology annotation, biological process: extrinsic apoptotic signaling pathway via death domain receptors; Fas signaling pathway. Gene Ontology annotation, molecular function: transcription corepressor activity. The transcript has 5 exons. Lineage: Eukaryota; Viridiplantae; Streptophyta; Pinopsida; Cupressales; Cupressaceae. Bases 275 to 1417 code for a protein of 380 amino acids.
GAGUUUGGACAUAAAGAAAGAGCCCCUCGCUAUGACUCAAACCAACAAAAGCAGAUUUCUUGGGAGGCAAAUGCAUAAAUAAAUCACGGACUCCCGCCAAUGUGCAUUCAGAUUGCUUUGUUCCGUGUUUUUUUUGAAGAUUGGGAGAAGAAUCCACCGGGUAGGAUGAAAUAGAUUGCUUUCCCUGUUCAUUUUGAGGGUCGGGAGAAGAAUGUACCGCCCAGGAUGAAAUACAUUGAGCUGGUGUAGGAAUUUUCGCUUUUGUUUGAUAAGAAUGGGCGAUCAAAAUGAUCAUGAAGAGGAUGAGCUGUAUGCAGAUCUGUAUGAAGAUCUUGAAGAUGGCAGACAGCUUCCCAAGACAUCUAUACUCCAGAUGGAGGAGAGGAUUUCUGAGAUCACCAACCAAACUCAGGAGUUGCAAAUCGAGAUCGAAACUUUGCGAAAACAGAAUCACUCCUUACAACGAGACAAGGAUGUCUUGAUUCGCAACAUUUCAUGCUUAUUCAAGACUGCACAAAUGGAAAUUGCAAGGAAGAACAAACAAAUUAAUGACCUUCGCAAAGAGGUUUCCCAGCUGAAAACUCAAGAAUCACAUCCAAAAUCUUUAAUGUCAACAGAGGCACAAAUAAAGAUCAAAUCUGAGGAACUUUUAUGGGACAGCUAUUCAAACAAAGUACAGGACAAUGGUCGCCAAGAACCUAGAGAUGCAGAUGCAUUAAUGGAGAUGGACAGGCUCAGCCCAUAUGAUACAAAAGCUAUGAACAAAGUAUCAGGAGAUAAAAAUGCUUACCAAAAAGAAUUGGCUGAAUUAAAUGCCAAUGAUAAACCAAUCCAGUAUUUCAGGGAUACAAGAAGGCCAAGACUUCUUGAUGACGAAAGGAGCUCAGGAGGUAUACAAAGUAAAGAUGAUAAGAACUUUUUUAAGGGUCACCAUGAAAACAGAAUGGAAGAAAAUAGUUUCAAUACGCAAAGUAAAGAGGAUAAGAACUUUUUUAAAGGUCACCAUGAAAACAGAAUGGAAGAAAAUAGUUUCAGGCAUGAUAAAAGAGAGUGCCAGUCACAGAAGAAAGUUGUUAUGCAGGACCAUCACAAUGGGAAUGAUCAAGUCACGCAACAUUGGAAGCAAGAUAGGGUCAGUUACAAUGAAUUUAGAGAUUACAGGACAUCACAAACGAGGGAGAGGGAUGGUAGAAGUAGCCCAAGAUCUGCAGCCUUCAGAUCAAUGAAUGAAAAAAAGAUAUUUUCCGGUGAUGCUAGCCGUACAGUUUCUAGAAAUUCCAGUGUAAAAAGGAAAGUUUCUGAUGCAGCCUAUACACGCAAAAUAGAUUCUUAUGAUGAUUCGUCUUUAUUUAAAAUACGGAAAAGUAAUUCUUUUGUUCAUAAUAGAUCUGGCGAAAAGAGAUUUAAUAAUGCUUAGCAUUGAGAACAGGGAAGCUUUAAGGAACAAAGUAAAGGAAUAAUUCCAAGGAAGCAAAGAACUUAGGUCAAGUGCAGGUUGAGAAUGAAUUAUGAAAGUUUAUAGGGGUUGGGGAUUCAGGUAUAGUUAUUUGAUAGCUUGCCAUUAGAUGAAUGAUCAAUUCUUUUCUGUGAUGGAAAUUGUAAAUUACAUUCCUUAUUAUAUACUAUUCAUUUGCUUCCUUCAA